AUGUCAGAUAUUCAAUCAAAUAUAUUAACUAAAUCAUUAGAUAUUCAACCACAAUCAUCAACAAAACAAAUUAAAUUAAACAAUAAUAAAAAUCAGUAUGGACAACCUUGUAUAUUUAUUUUUGUAUUUGCUAUAGCAGCAAUGGCUAUUUCAAUUUAUUUACUUAUUCGUCUUAUGGAAACAACAAGCACAACAACUACUAGUACUCAACUUCGUUGGAAUUUAACAGGCUUGACAAUUGUUGGCAUAAGAGGUUCAUCAGGUUCAGCUUCAAAUCAAUUAUAUACUCCUUAUCAUUUAACAUUAAAUUUAAAUUAUUUCGCUUUAUCUGGAACAACAGUAGCUGGUAAAAAUGCAACAGCAACUACUGCUUUAGAUAAUUUAUAUUAUUCAACUGGAAUUAUUGUUGAUUCACCUUCAGCAAGUUCAUCAAACAAUGAAUUAGAUAAUCCAUAUGGUAUUACACGUAAUUCAAAUACAGACACACUUUAUAUAGCUGAUACGAACAAUAAUCGUAUUAUGGGUUAUGGAUCAAAUGUUUCAUCUGGUUAUAUUGUUACAGGAGGAAAUGAUGAUAGUUAUUGGACAUUAAUUGCUGGUAUAACUGGUUUACUUGGUAAUUCAUCAAAAUAA
This is a messenger RNA of Rotaria sp. Silwood2, 633 nucleotides long. NCBI's taxonomy places the organism in Eukaryota, Metazoa, Rotifera, Eurotatoria, Philodinida, Philodinidae. The record is from the annotation of a GenBank genome assembly.